Aspergillus glaucus CBS 516.65 is the source of this 285-nucleotide messenger RNA. RefSeq lists its product as uncharacterized. Lineage: Eukaryota; Fungi; Ascomycota; Eurotiomycetes; Eurotiales; Aspergillaceae. The record is from RefSeq and is a predicted model, not a curated record. The coding region runs from base 1 to 285 and encodes 94 amino acids. The transcript is spliced from 3 exons.
AUGCCGUAUAAUUUGAAAGCAGCCUGCUUGCAACGCAAGUCCCGUGAACACGUCGAGUCGGGCUGCCAUGUCAUGUCCCAUGUGUACACUAUGGGCGUCGAUAAUGAUACGUUCCGCGAGGCAAUCCAGCCGAAUUCAAAACCGGACGUUGUUCCAAAGGCCAGCGGUAAACCGUCUUGGCCCCACCAUUCGAGACUCGUUCUUUUCAAGGUGACAAUAGUGCAGGACGGCCCCGUGAGAAUGGUCACCCAUUGCGCCGAAAUAACCGGGCUUCAUCCUCGUUAA